GCCUAAUCUAGUUAUGACGACAGUUUAUCUCUUAUUUUCUCAUCACUUUCUUAUUCAUUCUAUUUUGAAUCUCUAGUUAUGACGACAGUUUAUCUCUUAUUUUCUCAUCACUUUCUUAUUCAUUCUAUUUUGAAUCUCGCUAAUAAAUUACACACACAUAUACGGUGGGUGCCUUCUACGGUACCUUUGGUAAAAUCUGGGAUACCACAUACUUUGAGUAUGAAGAUGCUAUUUAGACCUCGAAUUAGCAGGAAUUUUGGGCAUGAUAUUAUACCCUAACCCUUAAUGAGUGAACCCUAGAUCCUAAUUAUCUAAAUCAUAAACUAUAAACUCUAAGAUGGUGCAUUGAUUUUCCCCCUAUAUUUGGACGAAUCAUAAUCGUCGAUUAUUGUUUCUAAUUAAAUUGAUCUAGGGGUAUAAGAAUUAGAGAAUUAGGAACUAGAUUAUGAUCUUUAAGGGUUAGAGUAUAGUAUCAUGUCCGAAAGAUCAGUCAAUUCAAGUUCUUGAUAGCGUUUUCUUACUCAAUGUAUGCGGUAUCCCGGAUUUCACACGGGAUACCGUAGAACUCCCCGUGGUGAUGUAUAUAUUAUUCUAACUUUAUAAAAUUAUUUAGAUACAACUUACAAUAUCUAUUUCUCAAUGAUUUUCAUUUACAAGUGUUUUUUUUUUAAGGUUCAUUUUGAUUUCCUUUUACAAGAUUGAUAAAAGUGUCCAUUUACAUUUUACAAGAUUAACAAUUCGAUAACACUAGCAAAAACUAAGAAACGGCAAGCCGUUUUGUGUUAUAUGGUUCUCAUAUCCGAAACCCAGCCGAUACGGUGUCGUCUUAUGGUCUAUAAAGAAAGUAAAAGCAAAAACAAAAAAGAAAAAGCCUCAGAAACAAAUUCCGCGUUGCUAAGCCAAGCCGCCUUCUGAGUUCUGAGCUCUGACUUCUCCGUCGUCACCUCACUCAAAGAAUCGACCACGCCCUCAAAUCUUUGAGUUUCAAUCGGCAGCUUCCACGAUCUAAUCGCUUCCCAUUGCCCGUGCACCGUCGAGGAAUCCGCCGCCACCCGUUCCUUCUGCUGCGUCCGCCCGACCGGUGAGUUCAUUCGCCAAUCUUCGUUCUGUACACUCGUGUAGAUCUAAUUGCUCUUUCAUUUUCUUGAUCUUUGAAUCCACAACUGCGAGCCAUGAUUGGAACUUGUUCGAACCCAUUGACUGAAGAUGGUUGAUUUCGUUCUGGGUUCCUCUUACUUUUCUUUCUUGAGUUGCUUUUGUUUCGAUACUAUACUUCCGCUCACCGAUUAAUUUCGAGCUUUUUUUCUUGCAUGAUUGCUUUUCUUGACCCGAGAAGGAUUUCCAGUUACUCUAGCUUCCGAAAACUACUUGCAUUUGCUGCUUAGAUUGAGCCUGUUGGGAUGGGUGAUAACAAAGAUGAUCAUUCCUCGCCUAAAGAGGAAAACCCAGUUCUUGAUUCCGAGACUCCUCAGCCUGGUCAAUCUCAGGAGGAUAACUCCCUGGAAGCCAUAGUUCGUCAAUUUCAGGACUCCAUGUCUGUAGGCAAGCAGCACAAGUUUUGGGAAACCCAGCCAGUGGGUCAAUUCAAGGAUGUUGGGGACAAGAAUUUACCUGAGGGGCCUAUUGAGCCAGCAACUCCUUUGUCUGAGGUCAAACAAGAGCCUUACAAUCUGCCUGCACAGUACGAGUGGACAACUUGUGACAUGGAGUCCGAUGAGACCUGCAACGAGGUCUAUGCUUUGUUGAAGAACAACUAUGUUGAGGAUGAUGAGAACAUGUUUCGGUUCAAUUACUCCAAGGAGUUCCUCAGCUGGGCAUUGCGCCCUCCUGGAUACUACAAGAGCUGGCACAUUGGGGUGCGUGCUAAAACUUCCAAAAAGCUUGUUGCCUUCAUCACGGGUAUUCCAGCAAGGAUCAGGGUACGUGGUGAAGUGGUGAAGAUGGCUGAGGUCAACUUCCUUUGUGUUCAUAAGAAACUUAGGUCAAAGAGGCUUGCACCGGUCAUGAUCAAAGAGGUUACUAGGAGGGUUCAUCUGGAGAAUAUUUGGCAGGCAGCUUAUACAGCUGGAGUGGUUCUGCCAACACCAGUAACCACUGCUCAGUACUGGCACAGGUCCUUGAACCCCAAGAAACUUAUUGAUGUCGGCUUCUCCAGGCUUGGUGCAAGGAUGACAAUGAGCAGGACUAUAAAGCUUUACAAGUUGCCAGAUUCACCAGCUACUCCUGGAUUCAGAAAAAUGGAGCUUCAUGAUGUUCCGGCUGUCACUCGGUUACUAAGGGACUACCUGGCUCAGUUUGCUGUUGCACCUUAUUUUGAUGAGGAUGAUGUUGAGCAUUGGCUUCGCCCUGUUGAGAACGUCAUUGAUAGUUUUGUGGUUGAGAGCCCGGAGACCCAUGAGAUCACCGACUUCUGCAGUUUCUACACCCUCCCGUCCUCCAUCCUUGGCAACCAGAACUACUCGACUUUGAAAGCUGCAUAUUCGUAUUACAACGUCUCGAACAAGACCCCAUUGCUGCAGUUGAUGAACGAUGCUUUGAUUGUUGCCAAGCAGAAGGAUUUCGACGUUUUCAAUGCCUUGGAUGUCAUGUUCAACGAGUCUUUUGUGAAGGAGCUGAAAUUCGGGCCAGGUGAUGGGCAGCUUCACUAUUACCUGUAUAACUACCGUUUGCAGCAGGCACUUAGACCAUCUGAACUUGGCCUCGUUCUCUUGUAGUCCAGGGUUGAUGUUGGGGGGAUCUCACGUGAAAUUUUCUUGUUACCAUUACAUGUGUAACCCCAGAACUGUUUUCUUUUGCUACUCUACCCCUGUCUUCUUCAUGUUUUAGCUGGUUGUAGGUCGCCCAAGCAAGUUUACACAAUGUCGUUUGUUGGUUGAUGUGGGUGAUGAACAUUUUGAUUUGAUUUUCUCCAAAUCUAUCAAUGCUAUGGUUGUAAGUUUUUGCUAGGGGCAGUUGUUGGUGCUGUAGGUCUUACAGAGUAAGGGUUUGGGAUUAAUCUGUAUCAGUCAAAUAUUGUUUGCAGUAGUUGGAUGCUAAACAUUUCAAGACAAUUAAAUGGAGAGGUUUUUAUCAACGAGUUCUGGUGUGGCGUUUGUAGGAUUGGCGCUUAAUUAUGUGACCUAAUACCAGAAUUGCAAGACCCCAUUUCUAGCUCCAACUUUUAACGAUUGGUUAGUAAUUCUUUUAGGUUUUGGUUAUCAAAAUUUCUGGGAUUAUUCGUAAUGACCAUCUUACAAUUUUCAUUGAUUUAAUAGAUUUAAAUUAACCUUUUCGUUUAAUCAGCACUCAUUUUAGAUAAAGCUUUGAUUCCCAGCUGGCCAUUAUUUUGAUCAAUAGUUGACAGGAAUGAUAUUCGGCUUUAAUAUAUCGGAUUCGUGGACUUUAUGUGAUUAUCUGUAGUAUGUUUUAGCCAAUUGGUACUAUUUUAGGGCUCGCUAACCCGAGAAUGGUUGAAAAACCAUUACUGCCUAGUGCCAUGAGUUUGAUAUGAUACAGGUGGAGAAGACACGAAAGAGGAGCGAGUGCACAAGCAAUAAAUCGGGCUCGAAUUACUUAUGGACUACUCACUUGGGCUAAGGCGCAGAGGAAUUGGACGGAACGUGGGACGGAAACUAGAGCUGGAGGCCAAAGAAUUGGAUUGGGCCAAAGCCCAUUUUAUGUUUUAUCUCCUUGCUGGGCGGCGGAACAAAGGGUGGAAGAAUUGGACACAGCCAAUUUUGGAGGGGAAUCUCUUUGGUGGAGACAAUUGGAACCGGGCGGACUUUACUUGACCAGGGGGGAACGAAAUUCUCUUGAAAAAAAAAAAGAAGAAGAAAAGAGGCGCAUCAGGGGGGAGAAAGAAAGAAAGCAGCGGAGAAAGGCAGCAGGGCGCAGCAGAGAGCGUAUCGAGCAACGAGCAGUUUUUUCCAAGCGGCUAGAGCUGAGUUCAACGAGAGCGAUUAUUUGGUUGGAUUUUCUAAACCUAAUUAGUUGUUUCUUGUUGUUUUAGAACAUGAUGAACAAAACCCUAUCGAUUUAUCUUAAUUUCAUCAUGAACUAAACCCCAAUUUCUGGGGGAAACACCAUAGGAUGUAGCUAUUUCUUGAUUUGAUGGAUUGAUUCAUGAUUCUUUUCUUCCAAUCUCUAUUGCAUGAAAUUGCUUAAUGCUUUGUGUUGACUGGCCACCAAUACAACGAUUUGUAGUUAAUUAGGUUAUUAGCGACAGUGAAACCCUAUUAACUGAACAUAUUUCAUGUGACAUAGUAACUUAUCGAAGCGACAGUGGAUUAAAUAAGGUGCUAUGCGGUCUUAAAUAGGAUAUCGAUCUUCAGACUAAAUAGUUAAUUCAUUGAGCUGCGACAGUAGGAUUUGAAUUGACUAUCUAGUACGUAGUAAUUCCCGACAGGGAUAGCUAGCACAUUCGUGAUAUCCUGGCUGUAGAGGUAUGGAUUAAAUUGAUUGGAAUAUGUGUUAAUCUGGAUAGGAUAGGUAGUGAAUCCCGGUGUUUCUCCCAGAGCUUUCUCCCAUUGAUUUAAACCCGACACUUUAAUUUGCUUGUUUAGUUAAUUUUGCUAGUAGUUAAUAAUCUCAUUAAAUCAUU
This is a messenger RNA of Linum trigynum, 4579 nucleotides long. The record is from the annotation of a GenBank genome assembly. Lineage: Eukaryota; Viridiplantae; Streptophyta; Magnoliopsida; Malpighiales; Linaceae.